Pseudozyma hubeiensis SY62 is the source of this 297-nucleotide messenger RNA. RefSeq lists its product as hypothetical. The record is from RefSeq and is a predicted model, not a curated record. NCBI's taxonomy places the organism in Eukaryota, Fungi, Basidiomycota, Ustilaginomycetes, Ustilaginales, Ustilaginaceae. Bases 1 to 297 code for a protein of 98 amino acids. The transcript has 2 exons.
AUGUUGAAGCCGUUUGUCAUGGUCGUGGAGGCGCUGAAUGCUGACAUGAAGCUGAAGCGAGACGAAGCGGUGGGACCCCGAAGAGAAAGUGUGAAGCCUCAGCCGCAGGCUAGCCGACCUCGUCACGGCAGGUUCGCCGGCAACUCGCCCUUGCGAGCAACCUUUCGCUGUCGGAAAGUCCGUUGCUUCGGACGACGGCAUUUCAUGCAGACGCUGCUCGUCGUGCUGGUGUGGAGAGGGUCCGUGUCAAACUUGGACCCUGAAUUUCGCAAGAAGCUAGAAUGUGUCACGUCUUAG